Messenger RNA from Pieris macdunnoughi, 333 nucleotides. Lineage: Eukaryota; Metazoa; Arthropoda; Insecta; Lepidoptera; Pieridae. The record is from the annotation of a GenBank genome assembly.
AUGGUCCAACUAAAGCAGGUGUCUCUGCGACUGAAGUCAAUUAAAAAUAUUCAAAAAAUCACCAAAACCAUGAAGAUGGUCUCCGCAAGCAAAUUUACAAAAGCAGAGCGUGAACUCCAAGCGGCUCGUCCUUUCGGCUACGGGCCCCGCAAGUUUUACGAGUCGAGCCACUUGGUGAAGGGUCCCGUAGACAAGAAACCAGCUGCCGAUGCUAAGAUUGAACCGGAGGUCGUCAAGCCCGAGGAUGAUAAAAAGACAAAAAGAGUCUACGUCGCCAUGACGUCGGAUCGAGGUUGGUUACCGCGCCGCUGCUUCGAAGGAACUUAUGUCUAA